Paramecium octaurelia is the source of this 1022-nucleotide messenger RNA. The record is from the annotation of a GenBank genome assembly. Lineage: Eukaryota; Ciliophora; Oligohymenophorea; Peniculida; Parameciidae.
CAUGUAUAAUACUUCCUUCUAUUUUGCUUCUCCUUAACCAUCCUAUAUUCAAUCGUCUUACGUUAGAUAUGCUCAACCACCAGUCAAAACCAUCGUUAAACCACAAAAUAUCCAAUUUUAACAUUCUGUACUGUCAUACAACCUAUACAAUAGCCCAUUCCUACAACGAGAGUCUAUCACACAUAACCAAUCAUUCCUGUUAGAUAUAGCAAUUCUAUUCAUCAAUCUUAUGCUCAAAGAACCAUAGUGCCUCAAUCCUAUCAAAUAGUCUUAAAUGCUUCUUAUUAACCAUCGCAAUUCCUCAGAUCUCCAAUUCCAUAUUAACCAUAAUAAUAACCAUACUCAUAAUCCUUCCAUCAACAUUAACCAGUUACUCAAUAGUUUUAAUCCAGGUAAUCCAAGCCAGAUCCACAAUCAAUGUCCAAUUAUUAGGCAGCCCCAUAAUAUUAACAUAAGCCUCAAUACUCUCAACCUCCUAUCCUAUCAUAAUAGGAGGACGAUCUCGAAAAGAAGUUCCAGGAUGCAAUCGAUAGAACUAGAGAUCUGGUACAGAAGUACAAUAAACCAUAACCAAAACAAGAAGAACAAUAACUAUAGGAUCUGGCCCUGUAAUAUGAAGACGGAUACAUUUAUAGAGGACAGGGUUAUGAACCAGCAAUAAGAGAAGGCUUUGGAGUUUUGACUGACGAAAAGGACAAUGAAGUCUAUAGCGGCUAUUGGCAAGAUAACCAAUACCAUGGGUAAGGAAAACUGAUCAACUAUUCUGCAGAAGAAAUCAAUGGUCCUUUCGAUUAUAGGGAUCUCAAUAUCAUAGAGAAUGGUUGGUUAAGUUAUGAAGGAGAGUUCUUUUAGGGGAAAAUGCAGGGGAAUGGCACUUUGUAUCUUACCAAUGGAGAACGCUAUGAAGGACAAUUCUACGAUGGUAUGAUUGAAGGGAAAGGAGUAUUUGUAACUCAGGAUGGAUAAUAAAUUGAUGGAGAGUGGAGAGAAGGCGUGUUAGAACAUUGAUUGAUAUAGUAAGG